CCUACUCUGAGAGAGACGCACAGUGCAAGAGAAGUGAACAAGGGUUACUCUGCACUACACUGUUUAUAUCUGUGCUCACCCAUCGAAAGAUAAGUAAAGUUAAACAGAGAGAGUGGCAGGAGCAUGCCGGACCCUCAGGAGAACCAGGUCAUGACCCUUGAAGAGUGGGAGAGCAUGUGGCAGCGAGGAAUGACAGGAUUCCACCAACCCACGGUCUACAGGCUGCUUCAGAUCAACAUUGACAAAGUGUUAGCAGGACGGACUGGAGUAAAGUUCUUUUUCCCUCUCUGUGGAAAAGCUGUAGAUAUGAAAUGGCUUGCAGACAUGGGUCACACUGUAGUUGGAGUGGAGAUAUCCGAAAAAGCCAUUUGUGAGUUUUUUGAAGAAAGUAAAAUGAGCUACAGUGAGGAGCCUGUUCCAACCAUCCCUGGAGCAAAGGUUUUCAGGAACGCUGAGAAAACAGUGUCCCUCUAUCAAUGUGAUAUCUACUGCUUCUCCAGUUCCCUUGAGGGUCAGUUUGGAGCCAUUUGGGACAGAGGAGCUUUUGUCGCCAUCAACCCAAAAGACAGACCCAAAUAUGCUGCUCUGAUGGUUUCACUCAUGGCUCCUGACUGCAGAUUCCUUUUGGACACUAUGCUCUAUAAUCCUGAAAGAUAUUCUGGUCCUCCAUUUUGUGUACCAAAUGAACAAGUCCAUAGCCUGUUUGAGUCCUAUUGUGAUAUAGAGCCAUUGCAAGAAGAGGAUGCUUUAACUGAAGAUUUUAAAAACUGGGGCAUGGACUACCUCAUUGAGAAAAUCCAUCUCUUAGUUUGUAAAAGUUAAUGAAGAAUAUCUUUUUCAUUGACAGAGAAACUUGAAUGUAUUUCUGUAGACGUGGUGAUUGACACCAAGGACUACAGAUGGAAAUGAGCAUUUUGCUAAAUCUGGUGCCGCCAUCUUUUUAAUGUAUCUACA
Molecule: messenger RNA, 954 nt
Organism: Periophthalmus magnuspinnatus
Lineage: Eukaryota; Metazoa; Chordata; Actinopteri; Gobiiformes; Gobiidae
Product: probable thiopurine S-methyltransferase
Exons: 9
Coding region: 124-822 (232 amino acids)
Molecular function (GO): thiopurine S-methyltransferase activity
Source: RefSeq, a predicted model, not a curated record